Molecule: messenger RNA, 2287 nt
Organism: Theobroma umbraticum
Lineage: Eukaryota; Viridiplantae; Streptophyta; Magnoliopsida; Malvales; Malvaceae
Product: Pentatricopeptide repeat (PPR) superfamily protein
Biological process (GO): RNA modification
Molecular function (GO): protein binding; zinc ion binding; RNA binding
Source: RefSeq, a predicted model, not a curated record
AUGAAGAAUAGCAACAAAAGCUAUGAAACUGAUACUCAUGAGGAGCACAACUUUUGGAAAGAUUUUAAGCCAUGGAUCAUCAUUUGUGUAAAAUUGGAGCAUGGUCCCAAUUGCCCUUUCAAGGUUACACCAUUUGUCGUUCUCCUUUUAUGGGGGCUUGCAGCAGCUGUUGCACUUCCUCUUGGGGGAGUUGUUCCACUAGCCAUUUUUGUAGCAAACAACACUUGUGAUUACCUUGAUAAGAUAUUCCUUUCAUUCUUGUUUACGACAUCUGGUUCUUUCGGGGUUAUAGUUGAUGAGGCUUUUAAUGCUAGGAAAGUUUUUGAUAGGUUGCAAGUUCGGAAUGUGGUUUUAUGGACUGCAAUCAUGGAUGCAUACUUCCAAAAUGGAUGCUUUGAGGAAGCACUAAAUCUGUUUUCUGAGAUGAAACUCGAUGAUAUUUCACCUAAUGAAUUCACUUUUGCGGUUAUGUUAAACUCUAGUGCAGGGUUGUCUGCACUAAGCCAUGGACAUGUACUAUAUGGAGAGAUUGAAAAGUCCGGUUUUAAGGACCAUGUUAUUGUUGGAAAUGCUUUGAUUAAUAUGUAUGCAAAGUGUGGCAACAUUGAAGCAGCAAGUAAAGUUUUUUCAGAAGUGAUGUAUCGAGACAGCAUUACAUGGAAUGUGAUGAUAUGUGGGUAUUCUCAUCAUGGGCUAGGUAAGGAAGCUAUGGCUGUGUUUCAAGACAUGUUGGCUGUAGGAGAAUGUCCUAACUAUGUUACUUUUGUAGGUGUUCUCUCUGCUUGUAGCCAUCUCGGUCUAGUAAAAGAAGGUUUAUACUUCUUGAACCAAUUCAUGAGACAGUUUGGAGUAGAACCUGGGUUGGAGCACUACACGUGUGUUGUUGGACUCCUGAGCAAGGCUGGACUACUUGAUGAGGCCGAGAAAUUUUUGAGGUCUAUACCAGUCAAAUUAGAUGUUAUUGCAUGGCGUACACUGCUCAGUGCUUGUCAUGUCCAUCGAAAUUAUGUUUUUGGGAGGCGCAUAGCAGGAUUACUGUUAGAGAUGGACCCUAAUGAUGUAGGAACAUAUGCACUGUUAUCUAAUAUUUAUGCAAAAGCAAAGAGGUGGGAUGAAGUAGUGAAGAUCCGAAAACUGAUGAGAGAGAGAAAUAUCAAGAAAGAACCUGGAGUGAGCUGGAUAGAGAUAAGAAAUGUUACCCAUGUUUUUGUUUCAGAGGAUUGUGAACACCCAGAGUCAAGUCAAAUCUAUGAGAAAGUAAAAGAACUGUUAGCUAAGAUUAAGCCAUUGGGAUAUGUACCAGAUGUUGCUUCUGUGUUGCAUGAUGUGGAGGAGGAGCAAAAGGAAGACUAUCUUAGUUAUCACAGUGAGAAAUUGGCCAUUGCAUAUGGCCUAAUGCAAACUCCCUUGAAGGCACCUAUUUGGGUAUUUAAAAACCUUAGAAUGUGUGAAGACUGCCAUUCUGCUGUGAAACUUAUUUCAAAGAUCACAAACAGGAUGAUCAUUGUCAGAGAUGCAAAUCGCUUCCACAGAUUUCAAAAUGGAUGCUGUUCAUGUGCAGAUUACUGGUAAUUGGUUCAUUGACUGUUUGCUUCUUGAUGGUGGUAGAAGAAAAUUGUAUGUUCUGGAGCACAGAAAACAUGCACACCAAAUUUUUCUCCAAGACAGCCAGGGAUCAUCGAUCUUCAUUCUGUUUACCUGGAUACUAUGUUAUAAAUUCCAAUGUUAGGGUCUAUAUGCAGUUGACUGAUGCCUUCCUGCCCAUGUUGCUGAAAGCUGAACGCACGAUCCUUUUAGAUGUUGAUGUAAAAUGUUCAGGAACAUUUAUGAAUGCAAGAACCAAAGACUGGUUUCCAUAUUUCAGGAACUAGGGAACGAAAACAGCCCACAGAUAUGCCAGACUAAAUGAAAAGAAAAAUGUUCCCUAAUUCCUACAGUUUGAAUACUGGCACCGUCGACAGAUUUUGAUUCUUGCUUGGAAAAAUCAAAUUCUUCUACAUUCAUUUGCUUGCUCCAUCUUCAUUUUCCCCUUCUGCUCUCUGUAGAAAGAAUUGAGUUCAGAGAAGGGGGGGUGCAAGUUUCCAUAGUCAACAGUGUCUUUUUUCCAUUUUUGUAUAUAUAUAUAUACUUAACAAUCUUUUCACUUUGUAGUACUGAAAAAUCUGAGAUGAGAAUGAGCAUGGAUGGGUUCUAAUCUUAUUGAACCACGGAACCAUGUUUGUCUUCAAUUAGAUUAUCUUCUUUCUCUGUUGUUUCCUCCAUUUAGCAUCAGUGUGCGUUUCUUAGA